AGACGUUUUUUUCUGGAGUCCUCGAUUAAGAUGAGUAAACUAUUCCUUGUAGAAGAUUGGGGAGCCCCGCCCUCCACUUCUUCCCGUUAUGUUACUUUCAUUUCUCCAGAGUCUUUGGAGUUUCUCUUCUUGAGCGGUCGCCGUAUCUUAGUGGUCGCAACACUUUCAAGAAGAAUGGCCAGUGGAACUGCAGUUGUUAUACCCUCUAAUGGAGAAAACAUAAUCCAAACGGCUCCUGAAUUGUCCAGUGUUGCUCUUCAGACAUCUGGAGCAACUCCAUAUCUCCAUUAUGGAGCUCAGCAAAUUCCCACCAGUUCUCCUCAACAAGUCCCACAAAAGGGUCCUUUGGAGAGAUUCCUCAAGGCUGAGCCCAAAGUCCUUGGGGCUGUCCAAAUAUUGAUUGGGGUGAUCCACAUCUGCUUUGGGGCUGCCUUGGUUUCUUCAAUUUCUUCUCUUCACUUUUCCACCCACAUGUUUGUAGUUGGAGGUUACCCCUUUUGGGGAGGGAUAUUUUUUAUUUCUUCUGGAUCACUUUGUGUAUCAGCUGCGAAUCGUCCAAUUCGUGGUUUGGUGAAAUCCAGUGUAGGAAUGAACAUCACAAGUGCUAUAAUCUCAUUACUUGGUAUCAUCCAGUACCUAUCUAAUCUGAUAAUGUACAGCUAUAUUUGUAGAAAUAACUAUCCAUGUAGUGUCGGUUAUGGCCUCUCCAGUGUGUUUUUCUUGUUCAACCUGCUGGAAUUUUGCAUCACUGUUCCCCUGGCUCACUUUGGGUGCCAGGCAGCUUGCUGUAUUGAUGACCAGCCAUCGGUGCUUUUUGUGCCUUACCAAGUCAUCGGAGGUGGAACAGUCGCAGCUGAAACAAAUCCUCCUCCUCCUCCUCCACCGACUUAUGAUAAUGUGGUUUCCAAAUCUCAGUAAAACAAGAAGGAAAUUUGAGAAUUGUUGGGAAAUGAGGUUUUAGGAGAAGCAAUGCAUUUCAUAUUACUUAAUUUUGUCUAGCUUGCUUGUUUAUUUUUCAAUUAUAAUCUUUAAACACCAAAUUAAAUGGUGAAAAGUUUUGAAAGUUCUUCUAUUUUACUUGAUACCUAGUUAAUAUGCUUUCCAAAAAACAAGAAUUUGUGCUGGAAAUCAUCAUUGUAUUUAUAUCGAUGUUUGACAGUCAUACUUGGAAUUGUCAAUCAUUAAGCAAAGUAGCUUUAAAAUCAAAAUUUGUUUAUGUUUGCUUUGCUUUAUAAACCCUUGAAGGCCCUAAAUGUGAA
This is a messenger RNA of Thamnophis elegans (Western terrestrial garter snake), 1259 nucleotides long. Its product is annotated as membrane-spanning 4-domains subfamily A member 15-like. NCBI's taxonomy places the organism in Eukaryota, Metazoa, Chordata, Lepidosauria, Squamata, Natricidae. The transcript is spliced from 7 exons. The coding region runs from base 31 to 918 and encodes 295 amino acids. Gene Ontology annotation, cellular component: plasma membrane. The record is from RefSeq and is a predicted model, not a curated record. Gene Ontology annotation, biological process: cell surface receptor signaling pathway.